AUGCCCAAGAUCAAGACGACUCGAACCAAAAGGCCGCCUGAGGGAUUCGAAGACAUCGAGUCUGUCCUCGAUGAUUAUGCUAAGAAGAUGAGGGAUGCUGAAAAUGAGUCGCACGAAGGCAAGCGUAAAUCGGAGUCAUUGUGGCCCAUCAUGCGACUUUCGCAUGCGCGCUCGCGGUACAUCUAUGAGCUCUAUUACAAGAGGGAGGCCGUUUCGAAAGAGCUUUACGACUGGCUGUUGAAGGAAGGCUACGCCGACGCAAACCUUAUUGCAAAGUGGAAAAAGUCAGGUUAUGAGAAGCUUUGCUGCCUACGUUGCAUACAGACCAGAGACAUGAAUUACCAAGGUUCCACCUGUAUAUGCAGAGUUCCUAAAGCUCAGGUCCGCUCCGGCACCAUUGUUGAAUGUGUUCACUGUGGUUGUCGUGGAUGUAGUUCUGAUUCUUGA
Molecule: messenger RNA, 447 nt
Organism: Pleurotus ostreatus (oyster mushroom)
Lineage: Eukaryota; Fungi; Basidiomycota; Agaricomycetes; Agaricales; Pleurotaceae
Gene: BUD31
Product: Component of the SF3b subcomplex of the U2 snRNP
Exons: 5
Coding region: 1-447 (148 amino acids)
Biological process (GO): mRNA splicing, via spliceosome
Cellular component (GO): spliceosomal complex; nucleus
Source: RefSeq, a predicted model, not a curated record